Molecule: messenger RNA, 3001 nt
Organism: Austrofundulus limnaeus
Lineage: Eukaryota; Metazoa; Chordata; Actinopteri; Cyprinodontiformes; Rivulidae
Product: sorting nexin-1
Biological process (GO): intracellular protein transport; early endosome to Golgi transport
Cellular component (GO): endosome membrane; endosome
Molecular function (GO): phosphatidylinositol binding
Source: RefSeq, a predicted model, not a curated record
UCAAUGGUUGAAUGACUGUGUCAAGAUGGAGUCGUGUUCAGCAUGCCUAAGGUCACGUGACAGCUGCUCCGGUAAACAUACGUCAUAUCCGUGUGGCGGCGCUGCGGCCUCAGCGGCUAAAGGAAGCAGGUGUGGUUGUGUCAGAGGAGGCAGUAAUCUCUCCUCUCUGUUCGUGUUGUUUUGUUUGUGUGACUGAAGAUGGCGUCCAGCUCGGAGCGUAGCCCUCCUCCUUUCCCCGACUCCGAGGACCAAGACGUGCUGGAUACCGAAGAAGUCCGAGGCCGAGACAGCGAUGACGACGAGGAGGACUUCUUCACCAGCUCUAGCAACACUCCACUGAGCAAAGAGGACACUACAGCAGGAUCUGCCAGUCAGUCAAGUGAUUCUUUAAUCAUCAGCAGCCAAACAGGAAACCAGUCAGCCGGAGGACCCUCUGAAGAGUUUGAGGACCUGAUAAAAAACGUAGAUGCCGGUACAGCUGAAAAGCUUUUCGAUGAAUUCUCGGAUGAUUUUGUUGACAUAGUGAGAAGUGAAGCUGCGGUACAAAAAGAGGAAGUAGACGGAGGAAAAGGCGAAGUGGCCAGUGGCAUAAAGGAUCCACAAACAACUUCCACUGCUCCAGUUAUUGAUAUGAAUGUUGAUCUGUCGACCAGCAGUGAGCAGCAGCCACCUGUCAGUGAGGAAAUCUCAGACCCCCUGGUUGACCUCGUCUGUGAUCCAUCAGUUCCUGCCGAUGCCAAAAAUCCCAGUGCAGCCAUGAUGGAUCUUUUUCAGGAUGAGGGAAGCAACAUUUUCACAGAAACUCAGCCGACUAAAGCUGACAAGCUGCCUCAGAAAAGCCUGUUCGGUGACCCUGAUGAGGAUCUGUUUAGUGAGCCGCUGGGUGCCGUCUCUAAGAAACCAACCAGUAAGGAACAUGCUCCCAAACCUGCAGCUGCUGCUGGAGAACCUUUGCAAGGCAAUACACCCACAGAUAUUUUUACAGAGGAACAUGUCCCCACAGUCCCAAAAACCAGGAACACCAGUGCUGCCAUCUCCAAAACCAAUGGAGUCCACUCUGAGGAAAGCCCAGACAUAUUUGCUGCAGAAGCCACAGUGGAGCUUUCUCUCGACAGUCCGCAGAACAAGAGAAAGAAAGAGGCAACGAGCAAACCUUCUGCUUCCUCAUCUUCGUCAUCUUCCUCCUCGCUGUCAGCAGCUGCCAGCCUGGCCAAGCCUCAGUUCUCUGCCUUGGAAGAGUUAGAGGAGGAACAGCAGGAGGAACUGGAAGACAAGUUUGACCUUUUUGUUUCUGUGAAAGACCCAGAAAAAAUAGGUGAUGGGAUGAAUGCCUACAUGGCCUACAAAGUGUCCACAGAGACAACACUGCCCAUGUUCCACAACAAAACAUUUACAGUGAAGAGACGUUUCAGCGACUUCCUAGGCCUGUACGAAAAGCUUUCUGAAAAGCAUGGAUCAAGUGGACUCAUUGUUCCUCCGCCUCCAGAGAAAAACCUCUUAGGGAUGACAAAGAUGAAGGUGGGAAAGGAAGACUCUUCCUCUGCAGACUUUCUGGAAAGAAGAAGAGGUGCUUUGGAAAGGUAUCUCCAGAGGGUAGUGAAUCACCCGAUGCUUCUUCAAGAUCCUGACGUCAGAGAGUUUCUUGAGAAAGAGGAGUUGCCUAGAGCUGUGAGCACUCAGGCACUGAGUAGCGCUGGCUUCCUUAAGAUGAUUAGUAAAGCAACAGACGCCGUCAGUAAAAUGACCAUCAAGAUGAACGAGUCUGACGUGUGGUUUGAGGAGAAGCUUCAAGAGGUGGAGGCUGCGGAUCAGCAGUUCAGGAAGCUCCACACUAUGGUCGAGUCACUGGUCUUUCACAGAAAAGAGCUCUCACUGAACACGGCAAGCUUUGCUAAAAGUGCAGCCAUGCUGGGCAGCGCAGAGGACAACACCGCUCUUUCCCGUGCCCUGUCUCAGCUGGCCGAGGUGGAGGACAAGAUGGAGCAGCUACAUCAAGACCAAUCUGCUAACGACACCUUUGGAUUUGCUGAACUCAUCGCAGACUACAUCCGCCUGUUGGGAGCCGUCAGGGGGACAUUUGACCAGCGGAUGAAAGCAUGGCAGCGCUGGCAGGAUGCUCAGACCAUGCUUCAGAAGAAGAGAGAGACCGAGGCUAAACUGCUCUGGACCAACAAACCGGACAAGCUGCAACUGGCCAAAGAGGAGAUCGCUGAGUGGGAAGCCAAAGUGACUCAGUAUGAGAGAGACUUUGAGAGAGUUUCUGCAACUGUGCGCAAGGAGGUGACCCGAUUUGAGAAAGAGAGGACCAAGAAUUUCAAAAGACAAAUCGUUAAAUACUUGGAGUCUCUGCUUCAGUCUCAGCAGCAGCUGAUGAAAUACUGGGAGGCGUUCUUACCUGAAGCUAAAGCCAUCGCCUGAUCUUCUGAACCACAAACAGUCUGCCUCCUUCUUCUCCACUUUACCUCUUCUGCCUUCAAACCAACAAAAAUCUGCUUCUAAAAGGGAAAGACAAUCAAACCUGUUUUUUUAAACAUCCUAAAUAUAUAAAUCUAUAUUCUAUUCUAUAUUUUCAUUUAACUUUCCACAAAUAUUUUCUUAUGAGAGCAGAAACGAUACAGACCAUAAAACAGUGAUCUGCUGUGAGGAUGAUCCUUUCACUUCAUGUGUAGUUUAUCGUUUACAGCUGUUUCUGUGGAACCAGAUCCUCACAUUUUGUUUUUCCUUAAUCAGAUGUUUCAAAAAGGGAUAUAAAGACCAGUUAUGAGCACUUCUAACAGCUGACUAAUGUACUUAAGUUUCAGCAUUUGCAUUUACUUAGAGAUUGAAGUAAAAGAUGCAGGAAGAGAUUUGUUGUUACAUGUAGGUGGAAUUUGAGACAAACUUUGUCUGUGCCUUCUGUGUGCCUUUUUUUGCCUUCAGACACUAGUUGGACCAAAAUCUGGGCAGAGCUGUAACAUCCCGUUAAAUUAAAUUCCUCCUGUUGGUCCUGAAUGAAAACCUA